Messenger RNA from Onychostoma macrolepis, 3433 nucleotides. It is a transcript of the gene rhbdd3, whose product is annotated as rhomboid domain containing 3. The coding region runs from base 290 to 1342 and encodes 350 amino acids. Lineage: Eukaryota; Metazoa; Chordata; Actinopteri; Cypriniformes; Cyprinidae. Gene Ontology annotation, cellular component: membrane. The transcript has 5 exons. Gene Ontology annotation, molecular function: serine-type endopeptidase activity; protein binding. The record is from RefSeq and is a predicted model, not a curated record.
UAAAAGGGUUUGCAAAUGACAUUGGUUAUUGGUGUAGCUUGGUCUUAGCUUACUUGUUUCUUUCUUUCUUUUUUUAAUUAUUAAAAUAAAUUGGAUAUUUGUGCACAUUGUAGUAAGUACUCUCAUUGUUAGAUGAAGUAACUGUUAAAACAGACCUCAAUAUGCCAGCGUCGUAAACUGGAAUGAAGUCAAACUGGAAACAUGAACACAUGCAUUAUGAAAUUCCUACCUAUCUAGACAUAUACUUGUAAUGAUAGCAACUGUCAGGUGAUGCGUUUUUCAUUUUACAAUGCUUGAUCAUCUCUUUUCGGCAUGGAUGUGGUUUGGAUCGAACCGUCCAGGUUAUUGUAGUGGAACAUUUUUGAUAGUCAUAUUAAUUCUGUCGACUUGGCUCUGUGGUAUUCACGCCAGUCUAAGUUUAGGACCAGGCGGGGAUUUUCCUGGAUUUUAUGAUUUCAUCUUCUACGCCUUCAGUAAUGAGGAGUUAACCUCAUUUCUCUACAACAUCACUCUGCUGCUGUGGCUCGGGCCUUGUCAGGAGAGAAGAUGGGGCACUUUUGUCUUCCUAGCCCUCUCCUUUAUCUCCACUGUGCUCCUUCCUCCUAUUUAUGCCCUCUUUCUCUUUGUUACCGGGGAUGAAGCCAGCAGGGUCAGUGGUUACUCAGCCACCCACCUUGCUCUGCUCACAGCUCAGUGUCGGCAGGUGAAGCAGAGGAGAGUCUUACGCUUUGUUCCUGUCUGGUCCUUGCCUUGGCUCCUCUUGAUCCUCGACCUCUUCCUGCUUCCCAGUGCUCCUGGCCUGCUGCACUUUUAUGCCAUUUGCCUGGGACUCAACUACAAUAAUGAGUUUAUUGAAAUACUGGAGCAGAUAGAGAAACUGGGUGCUUGUGCCUGCUUGCCAAAAUGGGCCUACAUCCCUGUUACCUCUCAUCCACACUUGCCUGUUUACCACAACACCUCAAUAAGACCAGAGCCAUCAACCAGUAGAUCCCAGUUGGAAGAUCAUUCGGCAUGGCAGCAUUCUGUGUCUGAGUGGCGUCAGGAGCCUUUGAUGGCCACCGAUUCACAGCUGUUAGAGGAGGAGAUGCUGAGAGCAGGGAUACUAGCAUCACUCCACGAUGCACCCGAAGGUGUUGCGGACAAAGUGGAAGUACCCAAGUCCUCAGUGUCCUCUAUACGGUUGCAACAGCUGGAGAAGAUGGGCUUCCCCACAGAGAAAGCUGUUGUGGCUCUGGCCGCUACAGGGCAGCUGGAUGGAGCAAUCUCUCUGCUUAUUGAUGAUCAGAUUGGGGAGGAGGCUGUGGUCAUCUCAAAAGGAAAGAAGUCAUCAUCAGCAUCAUAGCUCAGGGAUGCUGCUUCAAAUUGAAGCUGUGCUAUAGGAUUGCCCUAGUAUCAUUCCAUUACUUAAGCAAUAGUUCAACCAAAAAUGAAAAUUUGCUGAAAAUUCAUUCCAUCCAAAAUGUAGAUUAGUUUGUUUCUUCAUCAGAACAGAUUUGGAGAAAUUUAGUAUUACAUCCCUUGGGUGCCAUCAGAAUGAGAGUCCAAGCAGCUGAUAAAAACAUCACAUGAUAUCCAUGUAUCUCCAGUCCAACAAUUAACAUCUCGUGAAGGGAAAAGUUGUGUGUUUGUAAUAAACAAAUCUAUCAUUAAGGCGUUUUAACGUUAAACCAUCACUUCUGGUUUUCACUUGUAAACGCUGCCAGAUCUGUGCAUAUUUCUCUCCUGAUUCAGAAAAGACAACAUCCAUAGAAAUACUAUGGAUAGAGGAUUCAUUUGAAAUGAAAAGAUCUUGAUGGAUUUACUUUUUGCUUCACAAGACGUUAAAUGAUGGAUUAUUGUGAUGUUUUAAUAGCUGUUUGAACUCUCAUUCUGACGGCACCCAUUCACUCCAUUAGUGAGUUAGUGACAUAACGCUAAAUUUCUCCAAACCUGUUCCGAAGAAGAAAUUCAUCUAUAUCUUGGACAGCUUAAGGGUAAGUACACUUUAAGCAAAUUUUCAAUUUUUUUUUUUUUUUUGGUGAACUAUUACUUUAAGCAAGGCAUCGAUCUUCAUGGUGAACUGUUGCUGUGUAUUUACUACUUCAUGACUUAUGGAUGUGCAUCAAAAAAUCCAGUGGAUUAUGGUUGGUGUGGAAAAUUUAUAUAUUUAUAUUAUGGUGUUGGCAGCUUUUAUGAUGAAAGUUUAAAGAAUGGAAAAACGCUCUGAACAGCAACUAAACUGUCCCAGUGGAUGAGACAUGGACGUUCCAAGAAACUUCUCCACGGACAUCCUAUCAUUAAAUCCACAUUAGCAGAUGUCAGGCCAGGAGAGUCAUGUGCAUAUGUCAGUAUUUAAGGUUUCUUGGCUACAGAAUCUUCAUUAAAAUAUCACAAAUGAAACAUUCAGGUAGUAUGAGUAUUGAUGAAAACAUGGAUUGUCUUAAAAAUAGAAACACACAACAAAGUUUAUUUCAUUUUAACACCAAUUGGCAAGACAAAUUCACACAAGAGGCUAGAAAUGGAAAAAUGCAGGCGACGUUACAUGAAUUGGAAUACAGAGUAGAGAAAACAUCAAUUGCUAAUAGUCAUCUAUAAAUAAUUAAUACAACAAUAUUUAUAUAGGAAUACAAAGACAUGGAAAGGUAUUGAGGAAGGAGACCAGUCCUAUGCAUGUGCAUGUUACUGUGAUAGAAAGACAUGCAUGAAACACAAAAACAGAAUUCAAGUUAUAUGAGUAGUUUUCCCGCUUCCCCUUGUGCUCCAGUUGGAUUUUGUGUGGUUUAUGGUUCUGUCUCCUCUAGCUCACACAACUGCACACAUUUAUUUGAUUUAUUUAGGGUUACUUAAUAAUUGUCCUGAACUAGAGGAGAAUUCUAAAAUAUUAUUCAGAACCACUUAAAAUCAUGCUCAAAGGCAUGUUUUAUCAAAAGGUUUUAAAAACUUUGGAACAAUUUGUUUUCACUAAUUCAAAUCUAGUUACAGCUUUAGUCUGUUUGAAAAGGGAGAGGAAACCCGAGCCCAAAGCCUAUUACCACAGAACUAUCUAUUAAAGUUUAUACAUGUUUAUGUCCUUCAGUUGUCCUUUCUCUUAAAAAACAAAACUACAAAAAACAAGGUGAUUCUCUAUCUACAUAGUGCAUUUAAUCCAAGGAACGGAAUAUGAAAUCAGUUUUUAUCAUUGGGGAAAAUGUGGCUUUUGGCUGAAUAGCAGAAUUGUGUGCAUUUUGUCAUACAGUACAUUUGCUGAAGUUACUAUGAGCUCCUAACAGCAGCUGGAAAGACUAAUAAUAUGGUUUGAUGCUCUCCUAAAAAACGUUCUUCAUCUCCAUCACAUUUUGUACCCUUCUUUGCCCACAACUUUGUUAUACAAUUAUACAAGCACCAAUACUGUUUCUGUAUAUCAUAUUUUAAAACAUGUUUCCUUUUUCAUGUGAAACAAAGAAUUGACGAAUUA